Molecule: messenger RNA, 2496 nt
Organism: Dendrobium catenatum
Lineage: Eukaryota; Viridiplantae; Streptophyta; Magnoliopsida; Asparagales; Orchidaceae
Product: protein FRIGIDA
Exons: 3
Coding region: 67-2313 (748 amino acids)
Source: RefSeq, a predicted model, not a curated record
AAGCCCUCAAAAUAAUUAUAAAGGAAUUCUGCAGAGGGCUUCGUCAUCCUCUCUGCUAGGUCGGUGAUGGCCUGCGAAGUAAACGAGGAAGAGUACGAGGAUUAUGAGGAAGUGGAAUUGGUAGAAGACGUAGAAGGCGAAGAUUAUGAGGAAGCAUUUGAAGAGGAGGAGGCGGAGGUAGAACAGAACGAGGAGGAGAAGGAGAUAGAACAGAACGAGGAGGAAGAGAUAGAACAAAAUAAGGAAGAAGAGGAGGAGAUAGAACCAAGCGAGGAAGAGGAGGAGAUAGAACCAAGCGAGGAAGAGGAGGAGGAGGAGAUAGAACCAAUCGAGGAAGAAGAGGAGGCGGAGAUAGAACAAAAUAAGGAAGAAGAGGAGGAGAUAGAACCAAGCGAGGAAGAAGAGGAGGAGGAGAUAGAACAAAAUAAGGAAGAAGAGGAGGAGAUAGAACCAAGCGAGGAAGAAGAGGAGGAGGAGGAGAUUGAACAAAACGAGGAUGAGGAAGAAGAGGAGGAGAUAGAGCAAAAAGAUGAAGAGGAGGAGAUAAAGCAGAACAACAAGGAGGUGGAGAUCGAACGAAACGAGGAAGAGGAGGAGGAUGAGAAGAAAGCGGUUAAAGUUCUGAAAGUUAAAGAAGAAGAACAAUCUAUUGAAGACCCAGUAAGGAAGGAAAAGAAAUCGGCAAAUCCUGAAAAUAUGUCGGAAUCGGAAGGAAAGGCGCUCCCACGGCGCACGGCGUUUCCCCCUUUCCUCCAGUCUGUGAGCGAUCUAGAAAAGCUCCAUUGCGCUCUCUCAAAGUUCCUAUACCAAUGGAAUUGUCUCAAUCAAUCGCUUGACUCGAUCGGCGCCGCCAUCGAUGCACACGCACCACCCCAGCACGAUGUACGUUCGCCCGAGCAAGAGAAGGAUGAGCUCAUCGAGCAAAAGAAAGAGAAGGACGAUAGAAGCGAACAGGAUAAGGAGAAGGAUGAGCGUAGCGAGCAGGAGAAGGAGAAGGAUAAGCGCAGUUGCGAGAUCCUUUGCGAACAGAUGCAGGGGAAAGCACUUCGGAAGUACAUUGAAUCUAAUUUCUACGCUGUCGAUCGUCUUCGUCAAGAGGUGCCUGAGGCCCUCCGCCGCUUCCGAGACCCGGAACAGCUCGUGUUUAAAGCCAUAGGAGAGUUUUGGAAGGAGGGAAGCCGGCCUUCCAAAAUCAACCCGCCUCUUCUUUUGCCUCGCCGCGGGAGCAUUCUUUUGCUAGAGUUUUUUGUGCUCUCGGGCCGUCCCACUGUAGCAGACUCUUCGGUGAAGCAAAAGGCAAAGCUUGGAGCCCUAAGCUGGUUGAAGCGGCUUGUUAAGGAAAACAUCGAGUCUGCAACCGCAGUGGAUUCCCUUGGCCUCAUCCUAUACCUAGCAUGUUUUGGCAUUCCAAAGGAAUUUGGUUCCAAGGAUCUCUGCGUCCUUCUCCUGAAGAGUAAUCUGAAGAUAAAUAUCGAUGUCUUCCUUAAGUCAAGCAUCCUAGUUGAGAGGAUCCCGGGUGUUAUCAAGGAUUUAAUCAGAGGGGAAAUGUAUCUUGAAGCUGCUGAACUUUCUUGCUAUUUUGGGCUAACUGAUACAUUCCCCCCGUUGCCUUUGUUGUCAUCCGGUGUAGCAAAAGUCCUUCAAACUGGAACGCAAGAGCGACAAAAAUAUCGAGAUUUGCCAAAGUCAAAGAACGAAGCCUAUAUCCGGGAAUUAAAAUCACUGAGAUCAGUUGUCCAGUGUCUCAAGGACCACAAUUUUGUCGAACGUAAAUUCGAUUCUAUAAGCCUUACUGAAAGGAUUUCUAAAUUAGAAAGAAUCGUUGAGAAGGCUGAAAAGCCAGUCGAGAACAAGAUUCGGAAGAGAAAAGCUAAACAUCUUAAGGCCGGCAAGAAAUCUAAAUCUCAAUCCAAAGAAUCAGUUCCUUCUACAUCAGAAGCAGCCCAACUUGCUCCUUCACGUAUGAUUCAGGAUAAACCAGAGCCAGGAUUUCCAUCACAGCCUCUAUUUCCUGAGUCAAAAGUAGAAAAUUAUGUUCUUUCAGCAGAAGUUAGUAACACCAGAGAUUAUCCUUAUCUUUGGGAAAGAAAAUAUUUUGACUCUUCAACCGGUUACAGAUCUUUGGCCAUGGAAUAUUCUUCAGCUCAACAUUUCAGUCAGCCACAGCCUUCUUUAUACGGAAAUAGUGGUGGGAUUACGGGUCGAAAUCUGUAUCAGUUUGCUGAUACUGCCAUUCAAGAAGAAGCACAACUCGCUAAAUCCAGUAGAUGCAGCAACACUUCUCCAUCUGGUUCUAAGUUUGGUCGCUACUGAUUCAACGUGGUGGCUUUUGUUCUGGCUUUACCUUUUUAACUUGUUUUAUAAGAUUAUAUGUUUUAUUAUGAGUAGGAUGUUUUAAUGAUAGUGAACUGUAAACCAUUGUAAUUCAGGGAUGUAUGAAAAUGUAUUGGUGUUCUUCUGUGGCCAUAUCUUGACUUGAAAAUUUCACCAAAUAUA